Chelmon rostratus (copperband butterflyfish) is the source of this 1535-nucleotide messenger RNA. It is a transcript of the gene exd1, whose product is annotated as exonuclease 3'-5' domain containing 1. Lineage: Eukaryota; Metazoa; Chordata; Actinopteri; Chaetodontiformes; Chaetodontidae. The record is from RefSeq and is a predicted model, not a curated record. Gene Ontology annotation, molecular function: 3'-5' exonuclease activity; nucleic acid binding. Gene Ontology annotation, biological process: nucleobase-containing compound metabolic process. The coding region runs from base 1 to 1512 and encodes 503 amino acids. The transcript has 11 exons.
AUGGUUUUGGAAGACGUCAAGUUCCUGAAUGUCCUCAAGGGAAAACGCAUCAAGCUAACCGUCAAGAAUUUCUGCUACCACGGCGUCCUCCAACACAUCAAUCCCAAUAAAACGCUGGUUUUGGCGCACGUUAGUGGCAGCGACGGCUGUAAAAUACCUGGUUCAAAAUUGUUCUUUGGGCAUCAGAUUCUGAACGUGGAAUUCAGUGAUGAAGCAAACACUGACAGAGGACUUGAAGAGAGCUUACAUGUGGAAAAGUUUCAGCCAUACGGGAAGGCAGUCGCACUGGAUGAUGAUACAGAGGAACAUAUAAACUUUGUGCUCAUUAAUGAGUUUUACGAGAAGUUUGGACCUGCUGUGAUGCACAUCAAGAAGCAGGAUGUGAUCGGUGUGGGAGCUGAUGGAGUUGAGGUGUUUAAGCAUGGCAGACUGUGUUGGCUGCAGAUUGCCACUAGAAACAAUGUAUACCUAUUUGAUAUCCUGCUACUUGGAGCCAGGGCCUUUAAGAAUGGGCUUUCAAUGAUCCUGGAGAAUAAGCACACAGUGAAGGUCGUUCAUGACUGCAGAGCCAUCGCUGGAUGUCUGACUGCUCAGUUUGGAGUACAGCUAACCAACGUCUUUGACACUCAGGUGGCAGAUGUCAUGUACUUCUACUCAGAGACAGGAGGAUUCCUUCCAGACAGAGUCAGCACUCUGGAGGAGGUGGUGAGUCUCCAUCUGAAGGUGCCCUUCUCCCAGCUCUUACCCCUUCAGAUGAAGUCACAGCUCACCAAGGAGAAAGAGAUCUGGCUGAAGAGGCCCUCUCCUGUACCCCUGCUUAAGGUGAUGGCUCUGUCAGUGAUCCACCUUAUGCCUCUCAGACUGGUGCUGCUGGAUACUCUUAUGACAGACUACAUGUCCAUGGUGGAUUCAUACCUCAAUAGCAGUUACUAUGAACCUGAUGAACUGGCGCAUGUCAGCAUGGAGAGUGUGUUGGAGUUGCCCAGAGAGCUCAGACAACUGGAGCAAAUGCGUUGUGAGCGGCAGGAGUGGGCUGCCAGCCACUACCCUUUCACAGAGCAAGGUCUGCUGGCUCGCUUCAACCCCCGAAUUCAGUCUCCACCCCAGACCUCACCUGCAGCACAGGCAGACACCCUUAAACCUGCAACUGUGGAAUCACCUUCCUCAACACCAGUGGAUCCUCUCCGUCACACACCGCCCACGAGCCAUCUGGGAGUUGCUGAUGUUUCUCCUGUGGAUGUCCAUGGCUCCCGCCACCCAGCUGCCCAAGCUCCAGUCCCCGCCACUGUGUCAGACCUCUGGAAAGAAACAUGCAGAAAGAGUUCCCUGUCUCUAGGUGUAGGCAGAGGCCGCACAGAGGUGCUGAUGGAUACACUGGGAAGAGGAAGACCCUUUAGGAAAGAGCAGGCAUCUGUCCCAGCCUUACCCGCGUCAGGAAGAGGCUUCCUUCUCCGGAUAGCACAAGCUCAGAAGCUCCAAGAGCACACUGGUGAUGUGGAAAUUUCCUGGUAGGAAGGGGAUGGCUCCUUCAUGAU